CCAGCCUCCAUGAGAGAAAGGAGCUAGUCCCCUUGAGCCUUACUGGCAUUCUCAACAAGCUUUGUAAGGAUUGAGACUGUGUGUGUGCUUAAAGAGACUUUACCAUUACACCCAGAUUCUCACACACUUCAGUGCUUUUUUAACUUGGUACAACUUCAGGACAAAAAAACCUUCUCUCAGGGGGGUUGAUCUUAGAGCCAUAUCAGCAGCUGGUGUGAUCUCUGUUAUUUCCACUAGUGUGAGGCAACAAGAAAAGGACAACAAGACACAGAAAAGAGGGAAACAUGUCCCAUGCUCUGCUGAGGAGAAAUUCCAGCAAACAGGGUUUGCAAAAUCUAAUGAGACUCACCGCUCAGAGGAGCAUUGAGGAUGCUGAAGAAGUGGAGCGGGAACGUCGCCGAAAGGCUCGAGAAUCUUUACGCCGACGGAACAGCGGCUCAACACCGGAAGAAUCGUCACCAGAGACCGAGGCGCAAGAGGAGAGGAACACAUAUGAUCGUGAACUGAAACCCAGCAGAUCCCCUUCUCUUGAGGAGGAUGAGGGUUUUAGUGACUGGACUCAGCUCAGAGAAAAACAAAGACAGGAGCGACUGCUGGAGCUCAGUCAGGAUGGAGAAGAAGAGGAAGAAGGAGAAAAUGUUUUUAUGAAGAACAAUGUAGCCAAAAAGGCUGCUCACGCUGCUUCGAUGCCAUUCAGUCCAGUUCAAAGACAAGAUCAGGAAGAUACUGACAGCAUUAGGAUGAAGGCAGAGAGGAGGAAUGAAUAUGAAGAAGAGGUUGGGAGAGUGAAGGAGAGGGGGGAAUUGAAGAAGAACAAAGUGCUGCUUUCCACAAAACAAGAGACUCAAAGGCCAAAUACAGAGGAAGUGAGAAAGAAAGAACUUAAAGUAUCCUACACGUCCAAGAUUUUCCUGUGUCAGAAGCCAAAACACAACAGCCAAAAGAGUGGCACGGCCGACCAGGAAGUGACAUCAGUCAUGAACCAGAAGAACAGAUCCAGCAGACAAUCUGUGGAGUCAGAGGAGGCAAAGCCCUUCCUGGAGGCAGAGCAGAGACUGGAGAGGAUCCGCCAGAGCCUGCAGGAGAAGGAGAGUCAGGAACUGGAGCAAAUUAGAUACAGGCAGUUGGAGGCUGAACAGGAGCUGGAAGAGCUGAAGAGGAGACGGGAGGAGAGACGGCGAGCUCGUGAGGAAGAGGAGCGCCAGAGGGAGGAUGGGGAGAAGCAGCAGCUGGCUGCUGAGGAGGAGGAAAGAAGAAAGAUGAAGGAAGACAUGGAGAGGAGAAGGAUGGAAGCAGCAGAAAGGAUGAAGAUCCUCAGUAUGUCCAGUGCAGAAGGAGAGGAAGUGUUCAGUCCCAAAGUUUCACCACACAAGAUCACAGAGAGAACCAACUCCCUGAACCGUUUGCUAAAGAAAAGCAACAGUUUCAAGAAAACUCAGCCUCCCUUCCUCUUGACCAGGAUCGAUGAUAAGAUGGAGCAGUACACUCACGCUGUGGAGAAAACCUCCCAGGAGCCUCGGGCACUAAAGGUGUCGCUCUCUGACCUUCCCAAUUCCCCAGAGGUCGUUGCCUCCAAGAAAAAUCUGUCUGAGGCUGGAGAGGCCUGGAGCCCAUACAAAGGAGCAACAUGCAAGGACACUGGCAGUCUGAAAGUGGGCGUGGCCAGCCUGAUCACACACUGGGUGAAAAGCCCCUCAGAGCCCAGCAGUAAACAGUCACCAUGCCGACCGUCUGAUGUGAGGUCUGGAGGCGUGCUGCAAAAGAAGAACAUGUGGGAAAUAUUUGGAGACCCGUCAGGGAGGACUGAACCGAAAGCAAAGCCAACACCACAUGGGAAAAAACAUAAAUUUAUUGUCACUGGUCAUGGAAAAUAUGAGAAGAUCUCUGUAGAUGAAUGUGGAGACCUCAGCCAAAGUGCAGGUAGGACCUUCAUCACAAAUAGAACAACACAACAAACAUAAAUAGAGUAGUAAUGAGGAGCUUUAUUUUUUGUUUCUGUGUGCAUCCUAAUCUAUUAGAAUUUAAGACUUAGUGGCGAUGAAACAUUAUUUCAAGGUGCCAUUUAGUACAUAGAUGGUUAUUUUUUACACUGUAAAAGCUAAACAUGUCGGACAGUUUGGGUUUGACUUCUAAAUCAAAUUUUUUUCCUUAAAAAAGAAGAUGAAACUUGGCUUUUUUUGAUGAAAAUCUUCAUUUUGAAAGUAAUUAGACUUUAUUAUCUAGUCUAUUAGAUAAAAUGGAGUUCUUUGAUAAGUAGACUUUUGUCCACCCCCAAAAAUGGUGUUGAUCAAGGGGAUCAACACCAUGAUCCCUUUUCAACACCAUGAUUCUUUUUCUUUUUUUCUGUUAAAAAAAAGAAAAAGAAAUUCAACAACUACAGCCAAGAAGCGCAGCGCUUUCUACCAUCCCACCAUCCCUUACCAUCUAACUAACAAUCUGUGCAGCACUUCGUCUGCAUUUCAUUUAUUUUCUCUUACAACUUUGACAACUCACAAAAAAGUACUUUAUUCUAUAUUUUCUUUACAUUAUUAUUACUUUUUUUACCUCUAAAACGCUGUCCAUCUAACCUACAGUCACUUCUGGAGAGCUGUUUACGGUGUCUGUCUAAUGUUCCAAAUAAAAAUCACAGUGAUAUAACAAAGUGAUUUGUUUAUUACUCAUGCCAAAUUUAUAAUUAUUGAGGUUUAUUAGGAGUGCAUGAUGUACUAGUGCCUUAAUCAGUGAUUCCCUUUCAUCAUGUUGUUUUUGAGGGCCGUUAAUAGAACACAUUAAACAUUGCUGCUAAUAUAAACUUUCCUGCUUUUCUCUUGUUUCACUGAAGUGAGUGUUUCCAAAGAAAAGAGGGAAAACAUGUAUACACUCUACAUAAGCAUUCAUCAUUUACUCAGAGGUGUUCUGUCGUGGAAAAUAAUACAAUUUGGUAAAAAAAUAAAAAAUUAAAACCUUGCGUUUUUUUUAUUUGAUUAUGAAUUAACAUAUAGGUUAACAUUUCUUGAUAAAUAUAAAAAUACUGGAAGAUUGUACACAAGCAACAACCAUGUACAUACUCAGUGGCUUAGCAGCAUCUCUAGUAAAAGUGUAAUGAAAGAAGCAAAUGGAAAUUGUCAGAUUAGAUAAAAAUUUUAAUGCGUUGUGAUGUCUGGAGACAUUUAAGACAAGUCAUCUCAUUUUUGCUUACAAAUAAAAAUAAAACCUCUAACACCUGUUAAGCUACCGUUAUACUAUAAUGCAUUUGUCAAGUAUAAAGUUGGGGUUUAGUUUCCUUCAGCAGUGUUUAGAAGUUUUAUGUUAACAGAUAAAUUAACUUAGAGAACAGGUUUAGCCAUG
This is a messenger RNA of Gambusia affinis (western mosquitofish), 3327 nucleotides long. It is a transcript of the gene lsp1a, whose product is annotated as lymphocyte specific protein 1 a. The record is from RefSeq and is a predicted model, not a curated record. The transcript has 12 exons. NCBI's taxonomy places the organism in Eukaryota, Metazoa, Chordata, Actinopteri, Cyprinodontiformes, Poeciliidae. Gene Ontology annotation, biological process: muscle contraction. Bases 285 to 1961 code for a protein of 558 amino acids. Gene Ontology annotation, molecular function: myosin binding; actin binding; calmodulin binding.